This is a messenger RNA of Lagenorhynchus albirostris (white-beaked dolphin), 1155 nucleotides long. RefSeq names its product DDRGK domain containing 1 (gene DDRGK1). The record is from RefSeq and is a predicted model, not a curated record. The transcript is spliced from 9 exons. Bases 1 to 1026 code for a protein of 341 amino acids. Lineage: Eukaryota; Metazoa; Chordata; Mammalia; Artiodactyla; Delphinidae.
AUGGGCGUUAGGCGGGGUCUGGGAGAUCCCGGGCCUCAGGCUGGACGCGCUGGCUGGUUCCAUCUGGAAGCCGUUGUCAUGGUGGCCCCGGUGGUGUACUUGGUGGCGGCGGCUCUGCUUGUCGGCCUUAUCCUCUUCCUGACUCGCAGCCGGAGCCGGGUGGUAGCAGCUGUCCAAGAGCCUUUGCACAAUGAGGAGGAGGCAGUAGUAGCAGGCCGAGUGGCCCAGCCUCAGCCCCUGGAGCCUGAGGAGCAGAGAACUGGGGGCAGGCCCCGGCGCCGCAGGGACCUGGGCAGCCGCCUGCAGGCCCAGCGUCGAGCCCAGCGGGUGGCCUGGGCAGAAGUAGCUGAGAAUGAGGGGGAGGCCGUCAUCCCAGCCCAAGAGGAAGAAGACAUCGAGAAGCCAGUGGAAACUCACCUGUUAGGGAAAAUUGGAGCUAAGAAACUGCGGAAGCUGGAGGAGAAACAAGCACGAAAAGCCCAGCGUGAGGCAGAGGAGGCUGAGCGUGAGGAGAGGAAACGCCUUGAGUCGCAGCGUGAGGCAGAGUGGAAAAAGGAGGAGGAGCGGCUUCGCUUGGAGGAGGAACAGAAGGAGGAGGAGGAGAGGAAAGCCCGGGAGGAGCAGGCCCAGCGGGAGCAUGAAGAGUAUCUGAAACUGAAGGAGGCCUUCGUGGUGGAGGAAGAGGGUGUGGGCGAGACCAUGACUGAGGAGCAGUCCCACAGCUUCCUGGCCGAGUUCAUCAACUACAUUAAGCAGUCCAAGGUCGUGCUCUUGGAAGACCUGGCUUCCCAGGUGGGCCUGCGGACUCAGGACACCAUAAACCGCAUCCAGGACCUGCUGACUGAGGGAACUCUUACAGGUGUGAUUGACGACCGGGGCAAGUUCAUCUACAUAACCCCGGAGGAACUGGCUGCCAUGGCUAACUUCAUCCGACAGCGGGGCCGGGUAUCCAUCACCGAGCUUGCCCAGGCCAGCAACUCCCUCAUCGCCUGGGGCCGGGAGCCCCCUGCCCAGGUCCCAGCCUGACCUAGCCCUUCCCUCUUGGACUCAGAGCUGGCAUGGUCUAGCUGGCUAUACAUCUUUAUCCCUCCCUUCCAUCCUGGGGCAGUGAUGGAGUGUGGCCAGGCAGUUAUAGAUUAAAGGUCUAUGAGCACU